AUGGCACCUCUCAUCACCAACAUCUACACUGCCGACCCCUCGGCCCACGUCUUCGAGGGCAAGAUUUACAUCUACCCGUCGCACGACCGCGAGACCGACAUCCAGUUCAACGACAAUGGCGACCAGUACGACAUGGCCGACUAUCACGUCUUCAGCACCGAGUCGCUCGACCCGGCCGCCCCCGUGAUCGACCACGGCGUCGUGCUCAAGACCGAGGACAUCCCCUGGGUGUCCAAGCAGCUGUGGGCCCCCGACGCCGCCUACAAGAACGGCAAAUACUACCUCUACUUCCCCGCCCGCGACAAGCAGGGCAUCUUCCGCAUCGGCGUCGCCGUCGGCGACCGCCCCGAGGGCCCCUUCACUCCGGACCCGGAGCCCAUCAAGGGCAGCUACAGCAUCGACCCGGCCACCUUUGUCGACGACGACGGCCAGGCCUACAUGUACUUUGGCGGGCUCUGGGGCGGCCAGCUGCAGUGCUACCAAGGCGGCAACGACGUCUUUGACGCCUCGUGGCAGGGACCCAAGGAGCCCUCGGGCGAAGGGGUGUGCGCGCUGGGCCCGCGCGUGGCCAAGCUGACGGACGACAUGCGCCAGUUCGCUGACGAGGUGCGCGAGGUGGUGAUCCUGGCGCCAGAGACGGGCGAGCGCAUCGCCGCCGACGACCACGACCGCCGCUUCUUCGAGGCUGCCUGGAUGCACAAGUACAACGGCAAGUACUACUUCAGCUACUCGACCGGCGAUACCCACUACCUCUGCUACGCCGUCGGCGACAGCCCGUACGGACCUUUCACGUAUGGCGGCCGGAUCCUCGAGCCCGUGCUGGGCUGGACCACGCACCACUCGAUUGUCGAGUUCCAGGGCCGCUGGUGGCUGUUCCACCACGACUGCGAGCUCAGCAAGGGCGUCGACCACCUGCGGUCCGUCAAGGUCAAGGAGAUCUUUUAUGACAAGGACGGCAAGAUUGUGACCGAGAAGCCCGAGUAG
Messenger RNA from Parathielavia appendiculata, 984 nucleotides. Its product is annotated as glycoside hydrolase family 43 protein. Gene Ontology annotation, biological process: carbohydrate metabolic process. Lineage: Eukaryota; Fungi; Ascomycota; Sordariomycetes; Sordariales; Chaetomiaceae. The transcript has a single exon. Gene Ontology annotation, molecular function: hydrolase activity, hydrolyzing O-glycosyl compounds. Bases 1 to 984 code for a protein of 327 amino acids. The record is from RefSeq and is a predicted model, not a curated record.